AUGCAGGUAUGGGACACGGACGCCCAGGAGGGCGUGGGCUUCGCCACCCGGCAGAUGGCCGGCCUCACCAAACCCACCACCAUCAUCGAGGUGGAGGGCGACAAGAUCACGGUGAAGACCCAAAGCACCUUCAAGAGCACGGAGAUCAGCUUCAAGCUGGGUGAGGAGUUUGACGAGACGACGGCGGACGACAGGCACGUCAAGUCCUUGGUCAAGCUGGAUGGAGGCAAACUCAUCCACGUGCAGAAGUGGGAUGGGAAGGAGACAUCGCUGGUCCGGGAGCUGAAGGAUGGGAAAUUAAUUCUGACUCUCACCAUGGGCAACGUCGUCUCCACCCGCACCUAUGAGAGGGCGACAUAGGCGCCGUCCCCAGCUCCCCCGCCCGUCACCCGGUGCCGCAUUCACCCCC
This is a messenger RNA of Nipponia nippon (crested ibis), 409 nucleotides long. The record is from RefSeq and is a predicted model, not a curated record. NCBI's taxonomy places the organism in Eukaryota, Metazoa, Chordata, Aves, Pelecaniformes, Threskiornithidae.